Molecule: messenger RNA, 945 nt
Organism: Oldenlandia corymbosa var. corymbosa
Lineage: Eukaryota; Viridiplantae; Streptophyta; Magnoliopsida; Gentianales; Rubiaceae
Source: the annotation of a GenBank genome assembly
AUGGCAGGCGUACAACCGGAGAAAGACGUCAAGGUCUCGCUGGGACUAGCUGAAGAAAUUCUUCAUAGUAUGGGAGCCGGCGUGAUCUUCCGAGACUAUGUUUGGUUCCAAUUAAGAUUACCGAAGAAGCCCGUUAGUAGCCUCCUAAUUAAGACUAAAGUACCUGCUGAAAUCUUUCCUGUGAUCACUAAAGUAACUUGUUCGAUGGAUACAGAAUCUUUGUGUCUCCUUUCAUUGCAUGAUAAUAAGUAUCUAAGAUACUUCAAGGGACAUCAUGAUAGGGCUGUAUCUCUUAGCUUGUGCUCUCGCACUGAUUGUUUUAUAUCUGGAUCUCUGGGUCGUACUGUUUUGAUGUGGGACCAAAGAGCUGAGAAGUGCCAGGGUCUUCUACGUGUGCAGGGAAGACCUGCCACUGCUUAUGAUGACCAGGGGAUUGUCUUUACCAUAGCUUAUGGAGGAUAUAUAAGAAUGUUUGAUGCUCGGAAAUAUGAAAAGGGGCCUUUCGAGAUAUUUUAUGUUGGAGGAGAUAUGUCUGAUGCUAAUGUCGUCAGGUUUAGUAACAAUGGAAGGCUGAUGCUUUUGACAACUUCAGAUGGUUAUAUACAUGUGUUAGACUCAUUCCAUGGCACACUUUUAUCAACAUACAAAGUUACGCCUGCAUCAAGUGUUUCAACACUGGAGGCUGCUUUUAGUCCAGAUGGAAUGUUUUUUUUAUCUCAGGACGACUUUACUGGGUUUUACUAUUGGGUAGGAUCAGGAGAUGGCAGUGUUCAUGCUUGGAGUGUCCGGAGUGGCAAAGAGGUUACCAGCUGGUUGAGUAAUGAUAUGGAACCACCUGUCUUCAAAUGGGCUCUGGGAAGUUUAAUGUUUGCCAAAGGCUCUUCCAAGUUAUCAUUUUGGAUUCCAGAUUUAUCCAAACUAGCCUCUUUUGCUGGAAGAAAGUAG